Messenger RNA from Ilex paraguariensis (yerba mate), 1836 nucleotides. NCBI's taxonomy places the organism in Eukaryota, Viridiplantae, Streptophyta, Magnoliopsida, Aquifoliales, Aquifoliaceae. The record is from the annotation of a GenBank genome assembly.
AUGGGGGUUUUAAGCUUCUCUUUCUUUGUGUUUUGGGUGCUUGAGAUUGUUGCUGCACAAGUAGCCACAGACCCCAAUGAAGUGGAGGCUCUGAACAAGAUGAUAGAUAAGUGGAAUUUGAGAAUAAAGCUGAAUUUAACCAUUGAUCCCUGCACCCCAAAUGCCACUUGGGCUCCAGAAAAUGCCAACCCCCGGAUUGCUUGUGACUGUUCCAGCACUGUCUGCCAUAUCACCCACUUGAAGAUGUAUGCUUUGGACAUCUCUGGUGAAAUCCCCCAAGAACUUUUUGUGCUUAAUAAACUGAUAGACUUAAAUCUGGGUCAGAAUGUGUUAAGUGGUAAUAUCCCACCAGAAAUCGGACAAUUAUCGAAUAUGCAGUACUUGAACUUUGGCAUUAAUAAUCUCACUGGUCUGGUGCCUCCACAGCUUGGCAAUCUCACCAAAUUGCUUUCCUUAAGGUUUGGGUCAAACAAUUUCAAUGGUCCCUUGCCCCCCAAGCUUGGAAAUUUAACCUCAUUACAAGAGCUGUACAUAGAGAGCAGCAGAGUCAGUGGACCGAUUCCACCAGAACUUUCAUAUUUGAAAUCCCUCCAGAAAUUAUGGGCUUCUGAUAAUCUUUUUACUGGAAAGCUUCCUGAUUUCAUUGGAACUCUUACAGAUCUCAAGGACCUGAGAAUUCAAGGAGCAAUGCUUGAGGGCCCCAUUCCAAGCAGUUAUGGUGCGCUAACAAAACUGGAGGACUUGAGAAUAGGUGAUCUUAGUAAGGAAGAUUCUUCUCUUGACUUCCUGGAGAACUUGACAAGUUUGUCCAUAUUAUCAUUGAGAAACUGCCGUGUGGCUGGCCAACUUCCAGAUUACCUUAGCUACUCUGCUAACUUGAAAAUACUAGAUGUCUCCUUCAAUCUUCUUUCUGGAAACUCACCUCUAAAUUUUGCUAAAGUAGGACUAUCAAUGAAUGUUGUUGGAACUUCCAUCAAUGCCAACUUUUUACAGGAUGAGAAGGCCUCUGCAAUGUUGCAUUGCCUCCUAGGCAAUAAGAGUUGCUCUACAGAAGUUCCAGCCACUUCAUUCUCUAUCAAAUGUGGUGGGACCGAACAAGUAUCUGCAUCAGGCAUCAAGUUUGAUGAUGAUUCAGAAACACUAGGAGCUGCCUCAUUGUACACAAGCUCCAAUUCUCAAUGGGCAGUGAGCAAUACAGGAAGUUUCAUUUCAAACCCGAAUGGACCUCAAUCUAUUGCACACACAGAUUCUCAAAUUAUGGAGACACUCGAAUCAGAGCUCUAUAAAACAGCAAGGAUCUCACCUAGCUCAUUAAGGUAUUAUGGUCUUGGCCUGAAAAAUGGGAAUUAUAAAGUCGAGCUUCACUUCGCUGAGAUACAAAUCGAUGACUCUCAAUCUUGGAGAGGGCUUGGAAGGCGCUUAUUUGACGUUUACAUCCAGUUGCAUCUCCUUCUGGUUUGCAAGGGUGAAAGAGUUCUUCGGGAUUUCAACAUCCAAGAGGAAGCAGGUGGAUCCAAGAGAGCCUUGGUAAAGACAUUCGAGGCAAAUGUGACCAACACAAUCAUGGACAUUCAUUUCUUCUGGGCAGGGAGAGGCACUUGCUGCAUUCCAUCUCAAAGCACGUAUGGACCUUUAGUGUCAGCUAUCCAUGUCUCUAAAGGGUCUGAUGGUGUUGGUACCUCAAAGCGCGGCAAGAAACGAGUAGGACGACUUGUUGGAAUUGCAUUUGGAUCUGCAGCUGGGUUAAUGAUAAUCUCUUCCAUAUUCUACCUAUGGUGGAUAAAGGAAUCAUUAGAACAUAUGCGAGUUCAUACAGACUCACCAAGAAAAAGAUAG